This is a messenger RNA of Heterotrigona itama, 579 nucleotides long. The record is from the annotation of a GenBank genome assembly. Lineage: Eukaryota; Metazoa; Arthropoda; Insecta; Hymenoptera; Apidae.
AUGAUAUUCAAUUGUUGUGUGAAAAUGAAAGAAUAUCCGUUUCCCCAAUUCGAAGAUAAAGAAUGGAUAUGUGAUUUUGCCUUUCUGGUCGAUAUAACUCGGCAUUUGAAUGACUUAAACAUAAAACUUCAAGGAAAAAGCCAGUUUAUUCAUAACAUGUUUGAUAAAAUUAAUGCUUUUGAAAGCAAAUUCAAAAUUUGGAACAAACAUUUGUUGUCAGACAACACACGUGGAAAGAGUCCGGAUAAGUUACAAAUGGAAUUAAUAGAUUUACAAAACGACACGAGACGACAUUUAGGAAAUAAAUUUCAAAAUGUUGACAUACAUAAUUUCUAUCAAAAUUAUAUGAAUUUAGAAAAAUUCCCACGAUUAGGCGCAUAUACAAAGCAAAUAAUGACACUUUUUGGAAGCACCUAUGUUUGCGAACAAUUAUUUUCUGCAAUGAAAAUAAUUAGAAGCGAUCACCGAUCGAGAUUAAAUGAUAUACGGUUAGAAAGCUGUGUGCGAGUUGCUGUGUCGUCUAUAUCUGCAAAUAUAGACCAUUUGAUGACAAAGAAGCAAUGCCAAAUUUCUCAUUAA